Molecule: messenger RNA, 2925 nt
Organism: Pimephales promelas (fathead minnow)
Lineage: Eukaryota; Metazoa; Chordata; Actinopteri; Cypriniformes; Leuciscidae
Gene: wasb
Product: WASP actin nucleation promoting factor b
Biological process (GO): actin filament organization
Molecular function (GO): actin binding
Source: RefSeq, a predicted model, not a curated record
UUUGUUCUUCCUGUUCUCUUUUGCUGUGUUGCAUUUACAUCAGAUUAGAACACGGAAGCAACGGUUCCUCCGAAUCAUUUGCCUAUCCCAAAAAGUAUUCAGACAGGUACUGUGGGCCGAGUAGGGGCCCCAGGCGUGGAGUCCCAGGAUCCGAGUGUCCAUUUGAUCAAGGAGAGAUGAGUAAAGGAAAAACCAAAGGGCAGGAGAACAUGCCCAGUUCUCUCCUCAGCAGCCAGGAGAAUGAAUGCCUGCUGGAGCUGCUGGGAAGGCGAUGUGUGAGCACGGCCACAGCGGUUGUUCAGUUGUACAUGGCUCUUCCUCACAGUCCAACCCAAUGGAGUCUCCAACAUACAGGAGUCGUAUGUUUCAUUAAGGACAACCCUAAACGGUCAUAUUACAUCCGGCUCUAUGACAUAAAGGAAGGCAAAAUGGUCUGGGAGCAGGAGCUAUAUAAUCAGAUGACAUAUUCCUGUCCAUUGAGGUUCUUCCACAGUUUUGCAGCUGAUGACUGUCAAGUAGGUUUGAACUUUGCCAGUGAGACAGAAGCUGAUGUGUUCAGAAACGUCACUGAGGAGAAGAUUAAUCAGAGAUUCAACCGCCAGGAAAAGCGACAGCAUGCUCCAUCUGAAGAAAAACAGCCACUACAACAAAUCCCUCCAGCAAAUGGUCCAGUUUCACAGCCCAGUUUAAUGACCACGGUGGACAUCCAGAACCCAGAUAUCGUUGCAUCAAGGUACCGCUCUCCCCCAGUGCCGAUCCCCGCACCAGCUUCAGUCUCCAUAUUAAGCAAAAAAGACAAAAAGGGAAAGAAGAAAGGCCCAAGGCUCACGAAGGCAGAUAUUGGAGCACCUAGUGGAUUCAAACACGUCACUCAUAUUGGGUGGGAUCCAAACUCUGGUUUUGAUACCAACAAUCUCGACCCUGACCUGAAGAAACUGUUCAACAGUGCUGGCAUCAGUGAUGCCCAGCUGGCAGAUAAAGAAACAUCUAAACUAAUCUAUGACUUCAUCGAGCAAUCUGGAGGGUUGGAUGCAGUAAAAGAGGAAAUGAGGAAACAGGACCCAGGAGGUCCUCAUUCUGCCCCUGCACCUCCUCCACCCCGUGGUGGGCUUCCCCCAGUGCCAGGCCCACCCGGACGCCCUCCACCACCUGCGCGCAGUCCUGGACCUCCCCAUCGCGGUCCACCGCCACCUGGAGGCCGUUCUGGGCCUCCACCCCCACUGCCAUCCUCUCUUCCGCCGCCACCACCCAGCCACAGUCACAAGCCAUCUCCUCCACCUAUGGGUGGAGGUGCACCACCUCCACCUCCGCCCCCACCACCUCCUCCACCACCACCUUCUUCAGCCGCUAACUUACCCAGUAGCCCUGCCAGCUCAGCUCCACCUCCUCCUUCUCCCUCUGGUGGUGGAGGACGAGGAACUUUACUGGAGGAAAUUCGUCGUGGGCGUGUGCUAAAGAAUGUGCCUGACUCCCCAGACUCUAAUCCAGUUCAAGAUGAGUCCUCACAGGGAAUUGUGGGAGCUCUGAUGAUGGUGAUGCAGAAAAGGAGUAAAGUUAUCCAUUCCUCAGAUGAUGAUGAUGAUGAUGGUUGUGAUGAAGAUGAAGAGGAUGACUGGGACAACUAAUGCUUCUCUCUACUCUUGGUUCACACACUUCAACCAUUUCUGACGCUCAGUGGAAAUCUUUUAUUUCAGAUUAAAGUCGCACUAAAUGAUAGAGGAUCUACUGGAUAUCAAAUAAAGCAAACUAAACUCCGAUAAUGACUAACGUUAGAUUUCAAGCCCAUUUUGCAGUUUGUCUCACUUGUUUCAAAGACUGUUCUGUCUUCUUUGUGCAGCUGUAGUUCAAUGCGAGUACAUUCAGGAAGUAGAAACUUCAGUUGAGCCAAACCAAGAGUGGUGUUAGAUUUCAUCCAAACAGUCGGACCGCCAAGCUUAACCACAGCUUUAUGUUGGAUAUUUCCUUCUGUUUGUGCAUAGUUUUAACUCAACAACUGUCUAAAAAAUCUCUCUCCCUCAACCACAAACCCAGUAAUGUUAUUCUUGUCAAGGUAAGAUAUAUUAGGUUUUGUAAGGCUGCGUAGGAUAUAUCACCACCCCCUACAGGACUAAUGUGGAAGUACAAGAAACAACAGUUUAAAAAGUAAUGUUUUAAAAACAUGUUUGCAAUAUAAUGACAAUAAGCAUAAUGUACAGUAUUGUAUAUGAUAUACUGUACAUAUAAUAUGCUUUUUAAAACAGGUCUUAGACAAAAAAACACUGAUCUGCAUCUUGAGACAAAACAAUAGAAGACAUAUUUUAAAAUAAGUCUUUCAGUUAAACCACGCAUUUUAGUCCAGGACUAUAGGCUUAAGCAUUGUCUGUGAAACCGGGGGUUAAUUAUACUCAUAUAAAAUUAAAACAUGUCAGGUGUUCAGACAGAAAAAAACUGGAUAAAAACAAAAAAAAAACAGCAGUUUAUUGUUAUUGCUUUAAAAAACACCUAGUAGGACUCCCAAGCCCCAGAAUACCAUGAUAAUACAAUAAUAUUUAUCACAAAAAAAUCACAUUAACAUGAAUCUACACAAACAUCUGUAAAUACAAAGAGGAAAUAUUCAGGAAGCAACCAUAUUUAGGAAGUUUCUUUUUAGUUCAACAGCCAACACCAAAAGAAAGACACAACAGGACAAAGAAAGUCUAUGUGGCAUUUAAGUUCCCGCAGAGACAGACUCCGUUGUCAUUCUGCACAAUAACAUCUCUGUGGAGAGGAAAGUAUUGUGGUUUGGACUUUAAAGUUUGUUCUCCACCCUUCAAGACCAGAUAACAUGAAUGGGGUUAAAACCACGGAGCACUUUCAUUAUAAAUAUACCACUAACACCCAAAAGAAGAGAAAGAGAGUCUCUUAUCCUUUAAAACAUUCUGACAUUAACGGGCCAGACAAAGUAGA